Messenger RNA from Rotaria sordida, 576 nucleotides. The record is from the annotation of a GenBank genome assembly. Lineage: Eukaryota; Metazoa; Rotifera; Eurotatoria; Philodinida; Philodinidae.
AUGUUCACAUUAAUUAUAAUAGAUUUACUUGAUGAACAAUUUCCAAAAAUUCUAUAUGAUUCUGAACUAAAUAUUUGGAUAAAACCAAUUAAAACAAAUGAAUUAAAUACCGAAGAAACAUAUGAACGUCCAACAACCAAUACAUUACAAUCUCUCGGCAAUCAACUAGAUCCUCAAACAAUAUAUUAUCUAGCUAAUAUAUUACAAUAUGACAAAAAAAUCACGAAGAUAAGACUUGGAAAUAGUGCCAUCAGCGAUAUAGGGACGCAAUAUCUAGCUAAUGUAUUACAACAUAAUACAACGCUCGUCACAUUUGAUAUUCGAUACAACAAAAUUGGUCCUGCAGGGGCACAAUAUCUGGCGAAUGCAUUGCUGUAUAAUACAACACUCACUGUGCUACAUCUUGGAUACAACGAAAUCAGUGAUGAAGGGACACAAUAUCUAGCAAAUGCAUUACAUCAGAAUACAACACUUGCUGCUCUACAUCUUUGGGGAAACAAAAUCAGCAACGCAGGAGCACGAGAUCUAACAAAUGCAUUAAAAUAUAAUAGAACACUAAUCAAACUUGAUCUUUGA